GGACAAUUUAUAGCGAACAAAAUAACAGUCCUCGCAUAUAAUAAAUAAACACGAAACGUCCAUCUGCGUGUGUUUAUAAUCCGAGUGGCCACUAGGGCGCAUGCGCGGCAAACUGGGAGGCGGUUGUAGGUAGUGACGAGUGGGGGUUUGUGGGUGAAGGCAGAGAGAGAGAGAGAUAAUCACUCUCAUCCCGGCUCUCCUCCACAGAUCUCCUCUUCUUAUCACUGCUCGCAGUGCUCCUCAGAGCCGAUCCAUCGCAACUCGUAGCCACGACGGUUACCUAAUCCACUGCUCACUCGUCUGACCGUCCUGCUUGCUCCUCGUCAUCAUCAAAGCUCACUCGUCCGGAGUCAUCUCCCAUCCCAGGGCUCUGGGCGCCUCUCUCACCGCCGUCUCUCGUCACACCGCAACCUCGGCACCAUCUCUCGCUUCCAUCCUAUCACAUCACCCUCUCCAUCAUCAUCAUCAUCUCUCAUCGCAGCUUGCUCACACCCCACGCUGCUCAUCAUCAGCAUCGUCACCCAAGGGCACACUCGCACGCACGCACGCAGAACCAGCGACACGCCGGCAGGGCUAAUCUGUGCGCUCGGCAGUGGCUGUGUGAGAGAGAGAGAGAGUCGGGGAAGAGCCAGACGAGAAAUAGACCCAGGAGAGAUAGCGAGCGAGAGAGAGAGGGAGAGGGAGCGGGGACGAGAGGGAGACUGGCGGUAUAUGGGCGUCGCCCGCAUUCAGCACCGCGGACAGCACUCGCCAUGGCUGACUCGGUCACCAUAAGCCGCACGUCUGCUGACGUGUCUCCCAUCGUGGUGGGAAUCCUUGGCGCGACGGCGCUGGUGGUGGCGGCGGCCGUCACCGCGCUGUCGUGGACCUGCUGCCGGCGUCGUGGCGGGGACGGCUCCAAGCCGGCGGCGAGUCCGCCCUACCGCCUCGUCCACAUGCUCAAGGGCGUCACCGACAUCUACGGCGCCGGCGAGAAGCGCCACCCGUCGCGCAGCAAGCACGGCUCCGAGCAGCAGCAGCAGCAGCAGCCGGGCAGCGACCGGCACGGCAAAGGCGGCGCCGCCGCCGCCCCGCCACGCUCAACAACAACAACAACAACGUGGUGGUGGUGCGCUUCGGCAGCGAUGAGGCCGGCGCCCGCGACGGCGCUGUGCAGUCCCGACCGGGCCGGCGGCGGUGCCGGCGGCGGCGGCGGCGGCGGCCUCGGUUUCGGCUCCGGUCCGGUACGCACGCCGCCCAUCAUCGAGCCGUUCCGCCACGUCAGGAACGCCGCCGGCGCCUUCCCCGACAAGUCCAGCCCGUCGUCGGCGGCGGCGGCGGGGGCGGCGGCGGCGUCGUCCUCCUCCUCGUCGUCCCUGUCUUCGUCAGCGGCGACGAAGGCCGGCUCCCCGCACACCCCGCCGUACCUCUCGUCGCUCUCCUCCUCCUCGUCCUCCUCGUCGUCCUCCUCGUCGGCGGCCGCGGGCGGCUCGGCGCCACCGGAGGACCUGCCGCUGGGCGCGCUCUGCUUCUCGGUGGAGUACAACUUCGCCAGGAAGGCGCUCGUGGUGACGAUCCAAGGCGCGCGCGGCCUGCCCGCCAUGGACGGCCAAACGGGCAGCUCCGACCCCUACGUCAAGAUGACCAUCCUGCCCGAGAAGAAGCACAAGGUGAAGACGCGGGUGCUUCGCCGCACGCUCGACCCCUCCUUCGACGAGACGUUCACCUUCUACGGCGUGCCGCACGCGCAGCUCCAGGGUCUCGUGCUGCACUUCCUCGUGCUCAGCUUCGACCGCUUCUCCCGCGACGACGCCAUCGGCGAGGUGAUGGCGCCGCUCGCCGGCGUCGAGCUAGGGGGCGACAAGGUGACGCUGACGCGCGACAUCGUCAAGAGGAACAUACAGUCUGUGGGCCGGGGGGAGCUGCUGCUGUCCCUCUGCUACCAACCAUCCACCAGCCGCCUCAACGUCGUGGUGCUCAAGGCCAGACACCUUCCCAAGACGGACAUCGCCGCUCUCUCCGACCCCUACGUGAAGGUGAACGUGCACGUGGGGACCAAGCGCGUCGCCAAGAAGCGCACGCACGUCAAGCGCUGCACCCUCAACCCCGUCUACAACGAGUCGUUUGCCUUCGACGCGCCGGCCGAGUGGCUCCCCGAGCUCUCGGUCGAGUGCCUCGUCGUCAACUCCGACCGGGUCACCAAGAGCGAGGUCAUCGGCCGGCUCUUGCUGGGCCACGGCGCCGCGGCCGCCGCCGGCGUCUCGGCAGCCGCCGAGCACUGGCGUGAGAUCUUCGAGAACCCGCGGCGCCAGGUGGCCAAGUGGCACUGCCUCGGUGAGUUUUAAGGCACCGGGCGAACGCGCUCGGACCGAUCCGUCGGAGGAGGAGGAGGAGGAGGGCGGCGGCGGCGGCGGGGGGGGGAUGCGCUUUAAGUUGGUGCCAGUUUGUUAAAAUGUUUAGUUUUAGUUGCGUUCUGACCCCCCCCACCUCCUCCUCCUCCUCCUCCUCCUCCUCCUCCUCCUCUCGUCCGUCCCGUCGCGUUCCGUUCCUCGCCGGGGCCCGGGCAGCCGCGGCGUUGAUUUGGCGUCGUGCAACUUGUUCGGGUUCCGCCCCGCGGGCGCGUCGAGAGGGAGGGAGUCGCUCUCUGUUUGAGCUUCCCUUUUUACUUUCUUCUGUUUGUUGAUUUAUCGAAUAAUUUUUUUGGUUGAUUUCCCGACCGGGGGUGGGGGGCAUCGAGGGGGGGGGGGUCGUCGGCACCCCCCCCGCCCCCCCCCCCCGAAGGGUCAGUAAAACUCUGCGGCUGGAUUCUCGGCACUGUUUUUGCGUUUGCCUCUUGCAGACAUUGCGUCCGCCGAUUUCCUCGAUUUCUGAUCAUUGUUGAAAUGGCCCGCUAUUGUUAUUAUUAUUAUCGCACUUUAUAUUCACCGAUAUUCAUAUCUUCGUUCACUUUCAUCCGUAAAUUCUGAAACCGUCAUGGACGCGAAGAAAUUCGAACCAACUUUGUUUCCAGUGCGCAAUAUAACUGCCGCUUCCAGUAGCUAUUGAUACUAGAUCACUUGCAAAAUUUGAAAGAAAAAAAAGUUUAAAAAAAACCACGCGAUUGAAAAUGCCACCACCUAGCACCUGCGUUAAGUAUUUUGGCCGUGCCUGAGAAUCCAGCCGAGGUGAGUUUGCUGGCCUCUGCUGUCCGAAGCCUUCCGCCUGUUGGGACCCUUAAAAACCCACAGCAGCAGCAGCAGUAGCGGCAGCAGCAGCAACGGUGGCAACAGCAGCGGCAGCAACAUCUGCAGGCAACCGCAGCACUCGCCUCUCCUGCAGGAAGUUGCUGCAGUUGCAGCGGCCUCUCUCAAAACCUUACGUGGAUAAGAGCUACGCUGCCAUUGUACUCGGCAACAGAAUACGUGAAACGAAAGUCACCUUUCGAGUAAGAAUUCAAAACGAAGGGUAAUCGCACCCUCUAAUUUCUCGCAUCCGCACCUACGAUUAGCGCGGCUGGCAACGUCACGGGUGAAGACCUCGCGACGCCUCGAACGCCGCCGACCGAUUUUGCCCACGUGCGGAGGGCGGCUCCUCGCUAGCCCGGCCGCGUGGCGUCCCGCAAAUUCAAUCAACAGACGAGCGAGGACUGCCGGCUGCGUAGCGACGUUCGGCGUCGGAGGAGGAGGAGGCGCCGCCAUCGACGAUGGGAACGACUUUGGCGGCGAGCACGGCCGUUGUGGUCUCAGAGCUCCGUCCCCUCGUUCGUCCAGGGACGGUGGAAUUGAACCAGGAGGGAGAGGGGUUGGUGGGUGGGUUAAAGGAAGGGAUUCGCAUUUUCGCCGGCGCUUUUGCUUGAACGUCUCGGCGGCAUCGAUGCGCGCGGUGCGGCGCGUCUCAUCUCGAGCAUUCCAUUGCCCUAGCGCAGCCGGAGCCUCUAGGGUAGCGGGCGCGGGGGUUGGGUGAGUGGGGGGGGGAUCCCGAUGUUAGCGCAAGGUCCACACGGCACCUGCCUGCGUAUUGAUGUGCGUGUGUGUGCGUGUGUCUGCCAGCAAGGGAGGGGAUGGUGUGAUGUUUGCGAUGUGUUUUUGUUGUUCUCGCUCUCUCUAGUAGGGAAGUGCGUCAUGCCCGCGCGGUCGUGUUUUCGUAGAGAGAGUUCAGAAGCGAUGGGAAGGGAAGCUUAAGAGGAAAGAUUUUGACGAACCAAAAAAAACAUAUUUAAAACCCACCCCCCCCCCCCAAAAUACGCCAGGACCAUCACUCACGGGGAUGCAUUGCGUUUGAUUUAAUCACCGAUCGUCUAUGCAAAUUCAGCUGGGUUUGGGGCCCCACGCGAGAUUAUUUAUUUUCCCCCUCGUUUUUUUUUUUUUACCCAUUCGCGAUCAAUCGCAGUUCAAAGUAAAGGAGUCCGUCGAUCGGCGUUGGGGACGCCGCGAAAAUCGGAGGCGUGGUGGUGGGGGUGGGGGUUAGGUGGUCAGGGGUCAGGGGGGGUCGCAUUACCGUAGCGCGCCAAACCGUUCCUGCCCGCCGCGCCGCUAGGCCGGUUCCGGGCCCCGUGUCUCGCACGUUCAUUAGCGCCACAUUGCGCAGAGGAGAGAGCGGAAAAAAAUGCAUCUUACCAUUUAACGAGUGAAACGAAAAAAA
This is a messenger RNA of Petromyzon marinus (sea lamprey), 4599 nucleotides long. Lineage: Eukaryota; Metazoa; Chordata; Hyperoartia; Petromyzontiformes; Petromyzontidae. The record is from RefSeq and is a predicted model, not a curated record.